CUACUACCUUCUCAAAGCAUCUCAGCAGGCGCCGAGGGGGCCUGCAGUGGCGGUUGGGGCGGCGGCCCGGCGGCGACCUUGACCCAGCAAGGCGCGGUGCUGCAGAAUUACAACAACGAGCUGGUCAAGUGCAUCGAGGAGCUGUGCCAGAAGCGGGAGGAGCUGUGCCGGCAGAUCCAGCAGGAGGAGGAGGAGAAGCAGAGGCUGCAGAACGAGGUGAGGCAGCUGACGGAGAAGCUGGCCCGAGUCAACGAGAACCUGGCGCGUAAGAUCGCCUCUCGGAACGAGUUCCAUCGGACCAUCGCGGAGACAGAAGCCGCCUACCUCAAGAUCCUGGAGAGCUCGCAGACUCUGCUUAGUGUCCUGAAGCGAGAAGCGGGGAACCUGACAAAGGCCACAGCCUCAGAGCAGAAGAGCAGCGGAGGCAAGGAGAGCUGAUGAGGCCGCGCGGGUGGGGGUCCUGCCUGUGGUCAGCGCCCCCCCGCAAGCCUGUCUUCAAAGCAUCUUUGUUCUUCAGGGAAGCAGCUUUCUCCUUUUGUUGUCUUUGGUGCCAAGAGAGGCAACUGCCAAGCUCCAUUGGCUCUGGGUGACAGGAUGGCCCUGGGCGUAGCCCACCCAGUGGGGGGUCCUAGUCCUGCACUCACACAGGCUCUGGGGAGGGAGGGAAAAUGUUACCAUACAGAAUUCCACAAUAUCCAGGAAUUCUGAGGAGUCUGGAGUCCUGGAAUGGGCUGUUCAUCACAAACGAGAUCAACUCAAUUGGGUCCAUAUUUUAUUCUAGGGAAAACUUUUGGUAGGGAAAAUGUUACCAUACCCAGCAGGAGGCAGAAAACGCUUUCCAAGAGUUUGUUGAAUCCUGAAGAGUGAAUUUUUAUGCUACGGGAGUAAACAAACUUAUUUCUCAUUGGUAAAAAUGUUUUGAUUGUAAUGGUUCCUAUUUUGAUUAAUAAAGAUGUGUUUGAGCC
Molecule: messenger RNA, 965 nt
Organism: Bubalus bubalis (water buffalo)
Lineage: Eukaryota; Metazoa; Chordata; Mammalia; Artiodactyla; Bovidae
Product: Sjoegren syndrome nuclear autoantigen 1 homolog
Exons: 1
Cellular component (GO): centrosome; ciliary basal body
Source: RefSeq, a predicted model, not a curated record